Messenger RNA from Helianthus annuus (common sunflower), 835 nucleotides. Its product is annotated as ubiquitin-conjugating enzyme E2 2. The record is from RefSeq and is a predicted model, not a curated record. The transcript is spliced from 6 exons. NCBI's taxonomy places the organism in Eukaryota, Viridiplantae, Streptophyta, Magnoliopsida, Asterales, Asteraceae. Bases 167 to 625 code for a protein of 152 amino acids.
ACAACAAUCAAGUGGCUCACAUGUUACGCCAUUUCGAACCUUCCUCCUCUUCACUUCUACACUUCCGCAUUCUGCCCCCCUGCCACCGUCCUACCACCGUCACCGCCACCGUCACCGUCACCUGAUCAUCUUCAGAUUCACUUCAAUUACACAGGCGGCGAAGAAGAUGUCGACGCCUGCGAGGAAGAGGUUAAUGAGGGAUUUCAAGAGGUUGCAGCAGGAUCCUCCUGCUGGAAUCAGUGGUGCUCCUUAUGAUAAUAAUAUUAUGCUUUGGAAUGCGGUUAUAUUCGGUCCGGAUGACACUCCUUGGGAUGGAGGUACAUUCAAGUUGACGCUGCAGUUCUCAGAAGAUUAUCCAAACAAGCCACCGACAGUUCGAUUUAUUUCUAGAAUGUUUCAUCCAAAUAUUUAUGCAGACGGGAGCAUAUGCUUAGACAUUCUCCAAAACCAGUGGAGUCCAAUUUAUGAUGUUGCCGCUAUCUUAACAUCAAUUCAGUCAUUGCUGUGUGACCCAAACCCAAACUCCCCAGCCAACUCUGAAGCAGCACGUAUGUUUAGUGAGAAUAAGCGCGAGUACAACAGGAAAGUGCGUGAGAUUGUUGAGCAGAGCUGGACUGCUGACUAAUACCCGAAACUGCUGGGGCCAUAUGCAUGUUCAAGAAACAACAGUAAUAAUGGUAACAAAUGUUCAUUUGCAGGUCAUGCUAUUUAAGUUUCAUUUGUAGGGAUUCGUAACUUAUAUUUCAUUUGUGUUUGGUUGCUUGUUUGCAGUACGCCUUUUUUAUGUACAUAAUGAUUUCUUGUAAUAUAUUGUCUUGAAUCUUCUUUUUUCCCC